CUGCUCGUUCUAUCUUCUUCUUCGAGCCCAGGGGAAGGAGCCUAGGGUUAGGGUUUAGCCAUGGAUGCCGCCGCCGCGGCGCAGAAGCGCAAGCGACCGGAGCAGGACGACGAGCAGCCGGCCGACGGGCUGGACGUGCUCGACCUCCGGGCCGCCAAGCGCCUGCUGCUCGGCUUCGAGCGCCGCCUCCGGGACAACCUCGAGGCGCGCAUGAAGCACCCCGACGACCCGUCCCGCUUCGCCGACUCCGAGCUGGCGCUCCACGCCGAGACCGACCGCCUCCGCCUCCUCGCCGGCGCGCCCGAGCUCUUCCCCGACCUCGUCCCGCUCGGCCUCGCAUCGUCGCUCUCCUCCCUCCUCACCCACGACAACGCCGACCUCGCCGCCGCCGCCGCGUCCCUCCUCGCCGACCUCACCGACUCCGACGACCCCUCCGACCUCGCCGGGGUCCAGUCCCUCGCCGACGCCCUCGUCGACGCCAACGCACUCGACCUCCUCGUCCAUAACCUCUCCCGCCUCUCCGAGACCGACCCCGACGAGGCCGAGGCCGUCCACCACUCCCUCGCCGUCCUCGAGAACCUCAUCGACCUCCGCCCCCACCUCGCCGACCUCGUCUGCGACCGCACCAAGAUCCUCCGGUGGCUCCUCGCGCGCCUCAAGGCCCGCGACUUCGAGGCCAACAAGCAGUACGCCUCCGAGAUCCUCGCCAUCCUCCUACAGAACAGUCCUGCCAACCAGAAGCGCCUCGGCCAGAUGAACGGGGUCGACGGCCUGCUGCAGGCCGUUGCCAUGUACAAGUCCAGGGACCCCAAGACCACCGACGAGGAGGAGAUGCUUGAGAACCUGUUCGACUGCCUCUGCUGCGUGCUCAUGCCGAUGGAGAACAAGGAGAGGUUUGUCAAGGCGGAGGGCGUGGAGCUCAUGAUCAUCAUCAUGAAGCAGAAGAAGUCGGCCUACAGCUCCGCUAUCCGGACACUGGAUUUUGCAAUGACGAGGUUCCCGCCUGCUUGCGAGCGCUUUGUUGAUGUGCUUGGCCUUAAGACUGCUUUUGCGGCUUUCAUGGGUAAGAUUCCUGUGAACAAGAAAAACAAAAGUGAGAGUUAUCAGGAGGAGCUAGAAGAGCGCAUCAUUUCACUAAUUUCGUCAUUGUUUGGUGGCAUUACAAAAGGUUCACGAAGGAACAGGUUACUAGGAAAGUUUGUUGAGAAUGAAUGCGAAAAGAUAGACCGUCUGAUGGAGCUGUACACACGGUAUUCAGACAGAGUGAAAGCUGAGAUGGAAAGGUUUGAAAGUCUUGAUUUGGAAGAUUUAGAGAUGGAUGAUGACGAAAGAUACAACCGGAAACUUGAGGCUGGGCUUUACACGCUUCAGUUAGUCGCGCUUAUUCUUGGUCAUGUCUGGCACUCUGGGAAUUCACUGAUGAGGACACGAAUAGAGUUGCUUCUUAGACAAAACAAGCUGACAAAGGAUGAUGUUAAGGAUAUACUUCAGGAGUACCAUGACAACAUUGGUGACUUGGAUGGACCUGAAGAGAAGGAAAGAGCGCAAGGGCGUACCAAGGAAAUCAUAGCUGCCUUGUGAGAUGUAAAUCAAAAUCUUGUUCCUGUAAAACCUUGAGAAUAUCUCCAUAGGAAGGCGAUAGGAGGCUAUCAUGAUCGAUCUGUAAUUCAUUUGAGCAUUCUUCUGUACAACUAGCUGCUGUAUCGGCAUGCCAGCUUCCGAUACUUGUUGAUGUUGUGUCGGUCCACAUGUGGAAAAGCUUUUUUAUUGUUCUCAGAUAAUUAAUUAAUCUAAGGAUAUUUGUUGGCAUCUUA
Messenger RNA from Brachypodium distachyon (stiff brome), 1814 nucleotides. Its product is annotated as beta-catenin-like protein 1. The record is from RefSeq and is a predicted model, not a curated record. Bases 61 to 1581 code for a protein of 506 amino acids. The transcript has 8 exons. Gene Ontology annotation, cellular component: spliceosomal complex. Lineage: Eukaryota; Viridiplantae; Streptophyta; Magnoliopsida; Poales; Poaceae.